GCAGGGUCACAAGCUAAUGUUGUUUCAGUGCAAGAAUCAGUGAAGGCAUGGGGGGAGGGAGGACGGAGAACAAAGGGAAGAGUGUCUUUAGCUGAAAUGAGAGUGCUGUUGCUUGAAGCCAGGAGUAAGAUAGUAUUAGAUAUAAUUGAAAUAGUGAAAUAAGUGGUGGAGAGAAAAACGUGGGGAUAGCUGCCUCUGGACAUCUGUACAUGAACAAACAGCUGUCCUAGGAAGAAAUUACCCUGGUUGGGAACUGGUUAGGGCAGGUUUACUGAAAUGCAAGAGAUUUCAUCAUGUGGUUGCAACCUUUUUUUUCUCCCUCCCUGUAGGCCAUCUGGGGAUUUCCUAGCUGAUCCUGUUCAUGCUCCUUUCCUGGGCACUUCAGAUCUCUGAUAGAUGCCUGUGAACAGCUGUGGUGGAAGAGCAUAGACCUAGCCUAGCUCAUUAAGGGAAAAUGAGUUCAGAGCAACUAAGGUGAUUUGGGAGCAUUAAUCACUGCCUUCAGUGGGAGAUAAGGGUUGCUUUCAAUAGGCCAGUGCAAUGAAGGCAUGAUGGAUCCAGUGAGGUAGGCAGAUGGCUGCUGUCUUCAUGGAAGCAGUGAAAUAAGAUUCUCCAUUACCCUUGGCAAGAGUCCUUUGCCCUGCUGCAUUGCUUCAGCAAAGCACUCUCAUCUUCCAGUCAUUAGUCAUCCUCUUGUUAUUUCAUUUUGUGAAAGAGAUUAUAACCAGCUGAGGAGAUAGGGCAGCACAAGAGAGCAGGCUGCCUUCCUAUACCACUGUAUUGUUGCUUUGUCUUUGCCUUGUUCUCCUUCCAAACCCAUGGCCAUUACAACCAUACAAUGGAGAGCAGGCAAGAACAUUCCUUAUGGUGAGUGGAGCAGCCAGUCUGGACUUGUGCAAGUCUAGUUGCCUCAUCCUGGAAUUACACUAUCCAUUGUGGAAAAACAAGAGCUGGAGUCAGGAGUCCAGCACUCUGUUCCUGGCUUUGCCACUGACGCCUGCAUGAUCUUGAACAGAUGACCCUCAGUUACUCCAGCUUGCCUCUGUGCUCUGUUGUAAGCAUUGAGAUGGUACAGUGUUGGUUUCAGAGAGCUCUGAAAUCUUAAUGCAUUUGAGGAGGAUGACGAAGGCCUUCAAACAGAUCCUUGUCUGCAGUGCAGCAUCUGAGUCAGGCAGACCAGGAGGACCAGCAGUAGCAGGUGGACUUGAGGAGCUCUGCUUCAGGACCUGAACCUGAAGAUCCUUAUUAGCUAAUCCAGCCAUGAAGCAAUGAGAUAAGAGGAGAGCUGCGUAUCCCCAGAGGCCUGGCUGUUUUUUCUUUGAAGAAGGAUUUGGGAGACAAGAUUAUCUCUAAAUGGGUUUGUUCAUCAAGUUGUGUGCUGGAACUCCGUUGUCCUCAGAGGACUGCAGGUCAAAGUGGUCAUCAUCAGUGAUAACAGCAGCAUCUGACUGUCUUAGAUGUAGAAUCAGAUUUAUGACUUUUAGGAGGCCAUAUGACCUUUGCUCCUGUGGGGUCUUGAGGUUCUUGCAGGCCUGAACCUUGGUGUCUUAAUCUCCUCACCAACUGAGAGCAACGCUCUCCCCAUGAGUAGAGAGCUCAUUACAGCAUGACUUUUCUUAAGGGCAAGCUGGAGACUACUGUAGUCUCUUAUGUGCCUAGGCUCACGUACAUUUUGGCACGUACACCUCUUUGAUAUGAGAAAUGAUUGGGUUGAGAAAAUGCAAAUAGCUUCUGUAAAAUUGCUGAUUCUUAUUUUAUGGGAGGAAGAAGAGACGCACCCAGUUUUUUCCUGAAAGUCCUGAGUUUGAGGAGUGCCUAACCUCAGCCACACUUUGUAAUCACCAUGCCCAGUGCCAAGCAAGAGCAGGAGUUUUCCAGCAGGCAACAAGAUGAUAUGGUGAGGUGUGUUUGCUGCAGGCAGGCAGGGGCAGCUGUCUCUUCUGGGGUUUUGAAUGGGUCAGCUUUGCUUAAUCUGUAUUGCCUGAGAUAAAAAGCAAGUCAGCCACACAGCUCAGGGUUAAUGCCUGGGGUUGUCUUGGUUUGGGCAGCUGCAGUGCAUUGAGGCUUCUUGUGAAGAGGCAAUCCUUGGAGUAAGGCAGACAAUGGUGAUGACCGGUCUGAGAGCAUCCUUGCUGAGAACCACGUGGACAGCACUGGGGGGAUGUUGAGUGGAGCCAGCAGCAGGAAACUCAUUAAAACAGGCAUGAAGGAGCUGGCGGUGAUGAGGGAGAAGGUGAACGAGCAGCAGCGGCAGAUGGGCAAAGUGGGCAAGGCCCAUCACAACCAUGAGGAUUCAAAGAAGUCGCGGAUGCCGACAGGCAGGACCCCUUGUCAGCAGGAGCUGGAUCAGGUCCUGGAGCGCAUCUCUACCAUGCGACUGCCGGAUGAGCGAGGUCCCCUGGAGCACCUCUACUCCCUCCACAUCCCCAACUGUGACAAGCAUGGCUUGUACAAUCUCAAGCAGUGCAAGAUGUCAGUGAAUGGGCAGCGUGGAGAGUGCUGGUGUGUGGACCCCAUCCAUGGAAGGGUGAUCCAGGGUGCGCCCACCAUCCGUGGGGACCCCGAGUGCCACCUCUUCUACACAGCCCAUGAGCAGGAGGACCGGGGAGCACACGCCUUGCGGAGCCAGUAGAUGGAUGUAAUCCUGCUUGCUGUGGCCCCGGUGCUGGAUUUUUUACAUGGGUUUCAGCAUGUCUCUUUUAGGCUCUGGAAGAGACCGGGGUUGGGUCCUGUGUGCUGCCCUCCUGCUGCCCCAGUUCUUGGGGAGGGAAGAGAUGACAGGAGGGGAAGGGUGGGGGGGAGGGAGGGGAGGUUGCAAGGAGAAGGGACUGCUUUCCUAUAGUCUUUUGCCCAAUGUCAGCCAGAGAACCAGUCUUUUUUGCUCCUCGCCCCGUGGCCCUGCCUCCCUACUGCUUUGUGGCAUAUUCCUGCAGGCAAAACACCUAACCAUGGGUGGGAGGGGGAAA
Messenger RNA from Phasianus colchicus (ring-necked pheasant), 2966 nucleotides. It is a transcript of the gene IGFBP2, whose product is annotated as insulin like growth factor binding protein 2. Gene Ontology annotation, biological process: regulation of insulin-like growth factor receptor signaling pathway. NCBI's taxonomy places the organism in Eukaryota, Metazoa, Chordata, Aves, Galliformes, Phasianidae. Gene Ontology annotation, cellular component: extracellular region. Gene Ontology annotation, molecular function: insulin-like growth factor I binding; insulin-like growth factor II binding. The record is from RefSeq and is a predicted model, not a curated record.